UAAAGGUGAAAUUAAACUUUUUUGGGUACCCACCCCUACCUACUCUCACUAAAUAUCAACCACUUCCUUCUCAUUUGUCAUUUCUUUCUGUCCAUCGCCGUCUCCAAUUUCUCUAGUUUUUUCUCCAAAAGCUUCUCAUCAUCUCUCUCACCGUUAGCUUCCCUACAGAUCCCUAUGCCAUGUACGCCCUCCUCCCUUAUUCACCAUUCAAAGUAUCAGUCUAUUAGACAUGCGAUCCACUCAUCCUCCCCAAUCCAAAUCACCUAAGAGCUGAGAUGAACAAAUCACCCGAGUUCUACAAAUCCUAUCAAACAUGAGCUGAGAUCUACAAAUCCUCAGCGUUCAUGAAGAUUCACAAUCCACAAAUUAUCGCCGUUCACCGGUUAUGUUUGAUCUUCCUCGAUAUCUCUUCAUCACUGUUGCAGUGGGUGAUGAUUCCCAUUACACGCUUCAAAUUGAAAGAACUGGAAAUAGAUAUAAGGUCGUAAACUUCCAAAGUGUAUUUCGUUACGUGGUGAAUGGCAAGUUGGUGCUUAAGAAAAGGAAUGGUAAUGGGAAAGACAUUGGUGUGGAGAGUAUAGUGCUGAAGGAAAAGUGUAGGUUUUGGCGUGAUUUCAGUUACAUAUGGAGCUGGGAAUGUGGCUUGAAGAUCCGGAAGAAAGGGGAUGACCGAAACAGCAGGUCCUUGCUUAUUUAUUCAAAUAUUGAUUAUAGAUGUUUCAUAGAAGCCUAUGCAUGUAGAGAAGGUCCUGAAAGACCUUUAAUGACUCAUUAGAUUUUACUUUAGCUUAUUAUUAUAAUUAGAAUUCCUACUGUGUAUAAGCUUGGCCUUUUUUUGACUUCUAACAAUAAUGGAGCAUGAUGGAAUAUUUGUUGUAGGAAUAAGACAGAAAAUAAGCCCCAUUAACAACACCGAUGAAAAGAUUAAUUAAGCAAAGGAUAACAAAAUAUAUUGUUUUUUAAUUACGUUGAGGAUACUAAGUGUCACCUUUUCUGCUACUACAACUUCUUUUGAUUCACUAUUGUCAUAUGAUUAGUAGAAAACACUAGCAAUUGAAAGUUAGUCAAUUGAUACACAACUAAUUAAUUGUUAGUUUUUACUCUUAUUGUAAUUUGUUUGUUUUCAUUAAUGUUGCAUUUCGCCGGAAUUGCAAGAGCGUGCGUGGCUUUAAUUAGAUUCUUAUCUUAUGCAUUCUGUCAUUUAAUUUCUUUCUAUAUUAGCGUUAUUCUCUUCAUACUAUGAGAUCAUUAAUUUUCAAAACUCAGGUUAUACAAAGUAAAAUAAAACUGUAACCAAAUGCUUAUGCUUAUUAGAUAUAAAUAUGAAGAAAUUGAAUUGAAGUAUAGUCUGUCUCGAGGAACAUAUUAUAAGAUGACAUUGCCAAUGUUUCACGAACUUGCUAUGAAAAGGACAUAUUUUAGAUAACAAAGUCGAAGAUAACGAUCUUCAACUUAACUUUAAUCUGCAAUUUCUCAGCAAAAAAAACUCUAAUCCGUCAUUUUUCAGCUCUGCGAUCAAUAGGAACAUUGUAAGAUUGAGUCAUUAUAACUAUUUUCAUUAUAUUUAAGAUUGAACCUUAAAUUAUUUGCUUACAUCAGACCUGUUAAAUAUUCUAGCAAAGUCAAUACUUGAAACUAACAAGACAAGAGGAUCAUGCUUGAUGUUUUAGCCCCAUAAGAGAUGUAGCUUGCAAAAAAAAAAAAA
Molecule: messenger RNA, 1705 nt
Organism: Medicago truncatula (barrel medic)
Lineage: Eukaryota; Viridiplantae; Streptophyta; Magnoliopsida; Fabales; Fabaceae
Exons: 5
Coding region: 386-775 (129 amino acids)
Source: RefSeq, a predicted model, not a curated record